Molecule: messenger RNA, 7062 nt
Organism: Closterium sp. Naga37s-1
Lineage: Eukaryota; Viridiplantae; Streptophyta; Zygnematophyceae; Desmidiales; Closteriaceae
Source: the annotation of a GenBank genome assembly
AUGCAGAGGGUGGUGCCGGCUGCUGUGGCCGCCUGCCAUGUGGAUCCGCUGCGCUUCCUGCGCGCCGACCUGCCCUCGCUGCCCCCCCCCUUGCUGCGAGCCACUCUGCGCCUCCUCCUCGCCUUCUUCCCACCUCCUUCUCAACGCACCCUCACAUUCCCCGGGCCUGGGACUGGAGGAUCGCACAGCACGCUGCCCCUGCCUGCACCGGCUGAAGCGCCACCGGCUGGGGACGAGUCCCUCUGCACCUUUCCGCUGCACAGCCACCUGCUGCCGCUGCUGCUGCUGCGCCUCUCCCCCCCGCCCGCUGACCUCGCGCCCGAUGUUGACUGGCUCUGCACCGCUGCCAUGCUCUCCUCACAUGCAUUCCAUGCCCGCCAAUCAGAGGCUGUCAUCUGGCUUCGCUUCCUGCCCACCAUGGCGCCUGGCAGUGCUGGCAGCAGUGCGGCGGCAGCACGGGGGGUGGCGGCGUUUCUGGCGGAUGCCGUGGCGUGUGUGGCCCGCGCGCCCCUCAAGUACCUGCUCGCCCUCCCUGCCGCCUCUCCACCCCCCGCCCAUGCAUCCCACUGCCCCUCCUGCCGUGCCCGGGGCCACACCCCCAUGGGCUCCCUGGGUCCCUUCCCUGCCUGCAUUCUCACCAACUGCAUCAAAGUGCUGCAUGCAACCUCCCCCUCCCCCGCCUCCUCCUCUUCCUCCUCUUCCUCCUCCUCCUCUCUGCCAGUGCAGCUUGCCAUCGCCACCUUCACCUGCAACGCCCUCACGCACCUCAUCUCCCUUCAGCGCCCGCUCAAACCAUGUCUUGCCACGUGCAUGCUGCUGCUGCAUCCACACACUCAUUCCCUCCUUUGUCCGUUCCUGCACCCUCCUGUGUCCGUGCCUGCACCCUCCUGUGUCCGUGCCUGCACCCUCCUGUGUCCGUGCCUGCACCCGUUCUGUCCGCCUUGUCCUGCCCGCCUCUUCUCUUCUCGUUGCCGUGGCUAUCAACAGGAAUGCCCUCUCCCGCUCGCUGCUCUCAUCACUCACAUCCUCCGCCCUGCCCUGUCCUCCUCCUCUUCCACCACCACCUCCCCCUCCGCCUCGUCCUCCCCCACGCCACACGGUCGCCCCCCUCUCUCUGCGUCGCUGCUCUGCCUGCAAGCGCUGCUGGAGUCGGCCGCCUCGCUGCUUCCUGCUCAAGCUGAGGGGCAGCCCGCGGGGAGGGGAAAGAGGCCGCACAGUGCGGCUGGGGCGGGUGCUCACAGCUGCGACGCCUGUGAUGCUGGCAAGCGCGCAGCAGUGGAGGCAGCAGUGGGGGCGGCAGAGGCGGAGCAAGCGAGUGGCAGGGACGCUGCCCUCUCACACUUCACUCUCGCCCUCUCCUCUGCCCAUCCACCCUCGCUCAUCUCCCUCCUCCCUCGCCUCGCCUCGCUCGCUGCCUCCCUUCCUCCACCCGCCAUGCCUCUUCUCUCCUCCACUCUCUGUGCGCACGCCCUCCUCCCCUCGCUGCUGCCAGUGCACGCGCCUGUGCUGCUGGAAGCGAGUGUGCUGGCGCAGCAAGCACUGCUGCCUGCCGCCACCUGCCACCACCACCACAUGUCCCCCGCAGUGGCCUCACCACUGCCUCUCCUCCUCCCCCCCAUGCCCUCUUCUCCCCACCCCUCCACGAUUGCUCUCUCCCACCUCCUCCUCUCCCUGCCCUUUGCGCCUCUGCUCUCCCUGUGCGUGCGCGCCCUGCUCGCCCCCCUCAAGCUCCACCGCCGCCUCGCCUCCUGCCUUGCUGCGCUGCUGCUGGCCCGCCUGCGCCUGCCGUCGCCCCCCGUGCUGCAAGAGAGGGCCGCAGGGGCAAGCCACGCACGCCUGGGCGAAGGAAGUUUGUGGGGGGAGAGGAGGGGGGAGGUGGGGAGGGCUGUUGUGUUUGAACUGGGGCGAGUGCUUGGCGUGGGUACGGCGGGGGGCGAGCAGGUGGGGGGGGCGGAGUGGAGGCGGCGGCAGCGCUGUGUGCGUGUGUGCAUGGCGGCACUGGAGGCCACCCUCAUGCCGCCACCGCUGCCCUCGCCCUCCCACCCCGUGCACGCUGACAGCGCGUGGAGCGACGGACGGGACGAGCAGGGGCAGCAGGGUGGAAUGGAGGAUGAGAGUGCUUGGAGGAGCGGCGAGGGCGGGGUGGGGGGCAGAGCGCAGGAGCAGAGCAGGGUGUGGCGACAGGUGGGAGGAGGGGCGCUGGGCGACUGGCACUUCGACUUCAACACCAGCUGUGUCACGUGGAGGGGGGAGGGAGAUGGCGGGGGAGGAGCGGAAGGGGCUGGGGAGGAGGCAGUGCAAGAGGAGGCAGCGCAAGGGGUGGCAGUGCCAGUGAGCGUGGUGGUGGCGCUGUGGCUCUCUCGUUUCAUUGCCCUGCCGUGCCACUCCUCCCCGUCUCCCCUUGUGCAGCCCGCCCCUCCCUGUGCCUCUGCUAUUCAGCCCGCUCUUGCCCCUUCCUGUCCGCACGUCACCCGUGUCCCCUCCUCGCCCUGCCUUGCCAGCCUGGCAGCAUGGGCGGGAUGGAUGGCAGCAGUGCUGCAGGGAAUGGCGCACGGGAGGAUGGCGGAUGGGAGCAUGGUGAUUGGGGGUGGGGCAGCAGGGGAUGGUGAGAGGGAGAGUGUGAGGGGGGCAUGUGAGCACAUGGCGUUGACAGUUGCAUGUGUCACAUUCCAACACGCCAAGGCAGCUGUGGGCGAGGGGCGUGGUGGGUUGCCGUGGGUGGCCCCACAGCCACUGCCGCAGGCACUGCAGCACAGCACUUCACGUGGGGGGGCGAACGUGUGUGCGCAUGGGGCGCUCACAGCGCUGGUGGAGGCGGCCCUGCACGCGCUGCUCACACGGGCCACACGCCAAGCAGAGCACACAGCUAUCGCGGCACUGGAAGCUGCCGUGCACCUGCCCUGCCUGCACAUCUGGCCAAGCCCUGUGGCGUGCCACGCACCGUGCUCGCACGUGGCGCGUGUGUGCCCUGCAGCCCUUGAGCGGCGCGUCAUUCACUCGUGCGUGCACCACCCCUCGUGGCGCCGUGGCAACCUGCUCUCGCUGCUCCUCGCUGCUCACGCACGCCCUGAGGAGCGCACAGGGAGCAGCAGGGUGGCGGGCGAGGUGGUGCAGGCUGUGGCUGAGUGGAUGGGUGGCGAGGAGAGGCAGUGGUCGGGCGCACGCUCAGCGAAGGGUGUGAGGGGCAGGGCGGAUGCAGGAGGUGGUGUGGGGCAUGCGUGGUGGCAGGAUGGGGACGGGUGGAUACGCAUGCUCAUGCUGCUGCCUGCAGUGGCUGUUGCUGUGGGCGAGGAGGGCGAGGGUGGAGGGGCAGCAGGUACGAGUAUGGUGGCGUGCACGUACAGAGACAUGCUCCUCGCCCUGCUUUCUCCCUGCACCCCGCCCUAUACCGCCGCAAUCACCCCUCCCUGCCACCUUCCCCUCUCCCAUCUUCCUCCUCACAUCCUUCCCUCCUUGCUAUCGUACGUCCCCGCUCUUCUCCACUCGCUGCUGCUCGCUCAUCCCCUCCCCCGCUUGCGCCUCGCCUCGCUCGUCCACGUGGUGGUGCCACACGAGCAGCAAGAGGGCGGUAUGCAGGGGGGAGGCAAGGGCGCACGUGGAAAAGGGAGGGGCAGUGGGAACGGCAGGGGGGAGGUGGAGGACAGUAGAGGAGGGGUGAUUGGAGGUGGGGGGUGGCGCGUGCAGGGGGGCUGUGUGACGGCUGACUCGCUGCUGCAGGUGGCACUGGCGUCCCGGCUGGCCUGCACCGGCCCCGUGCCCACGGCGCCCUGCAGCACUGGUAGCGCUGCUGGUGCUGGCAGUGCCGGCGCUGGCAGCUGCAGUGGGGAGAGGGAGAGCACGAGAAGGGUUUGGGGAACACCUGCUGCACAGAUGAGGGUUUUGGCUGCCCUUUUGAAUCUUCUUGGAAGCAUCUUCCCUCUCGCACCAGAGGCACAAGUGGCUGUGGUGACGGGCAGUGGUGGUGGCAGUGGGUGCGGGCAAAGAAAGCGUGUGGGGGGAGAAGGUGAGAGGGCAGUGGGUGGUGGGCGGGUGACAAUGGCAGCGAGAGAGCUUCAGCAGGUGGCUGCCGUGCACGUGGCUCGUGUGGCCACGCACCUGGCACGUGCACUCACUGCUGCUCCACCUGCUCCCGUGUCGCCACACCCGCCACCAUCUCCCACCGCCCCGCUCGUCCCCCUGCCUCUGCUGCAGCACGGCCUGGCCUCGCUGCGCCUUGCAGCCGUGGCGUGCCUCAAGCACCGCUUCGCCCACCCUCUCGCCUUCCACUCCCUCACCCUCGCCUGCCGUGCCCUGCUCGCCGCCGCCACUGCCCCCUCCGUGCACCCACCGAAGCAUCCCGUGCCAGCAGCACCGCCACCGUCACAAUCGCCGUCACAAGCCGCGGCAGCAGCGGUGUCCAGCGUGGGGUGCGCCCUCUUGGACCUCCUCCUCGCGCACUCUCGCACUCUGCCUCUCCUCCUCUCCCCCUCCGCUGGCCCCUCCGCCGCCCCCCUGCCUGCAGCGCUGGCCCACCAACUGCACAAGGACAGCAGCAGAGCUGUAUCGCUCCCGUCGCCCCUCUCCCUCAUCCCCUCUCCCCUCCUCCCCGAUCUCCCCCUCAUUGCCGCAUCCUGCCCGCCCUCUUCUGCUCGCAGUCCUCCCGGGGCAGCGUGGCAGGUGCAAGAGGGGCAGCGAGAUGCAGACAGGGAGGAGUUGGGGGAGGAAGCAGAGAUGGGGGCAGGCGUUGAGGUGAAGGUGCGGGCCAGUGAGCUCCUGCACUCGUGCCUUCACUCCCCCAUGCUCUGGCCGCUCGCACUGCCAUGCGAGGCACCAAACCAUGCAACGAGGGAGGGAAGAGAGGGUGGAGAGGGGGAGAGGGCUGACGGGGAGGCAGGAAAGCGAAGGAAGAGGACGAGGGGAAAGGGAGGAUCAGAGGGGGAUGAGGAGGGCGAGUGUGCAGGUGAGGGCGCAGCGCGGUUGGAAUUGCUGCGGCUGAUGACUGUCUUCUUGCGAAUGAGGCUAUGCCACGUGUCUGGCCGUGUGUGCUCCUCGGCGUGUCGCCGUGCCAUGCAGUCGCUCUUUGCGCUGCUGCUCGCCCUCUACGGCGCCACCCUCAGCCCCACCGACCGCGCGCUGCUCGCCCUCAUGCACCUCCUCACACGCCUUGCACGCCGCGACAUGCCACGUGCGGCAGCCCACAUCGAGGGGGGGGAACAGCAAGCUGCGCAGGCAGCAAGGGAUGCUGAUGGGGUGAGCGCGGUGGGUGCAGAGGAGUUCCUGGGUUUUGAGUGGUUUGACUAUCUUUGGGGCCAGGGGGCCGCAUCACGCUGGGAGUGGCAGCAGGGGAGGGGACGAGCACCAGCACAGGCAGGGGGUGAGGGCCAGGCAGAACGUGCUGCACAAGAUGGCAGGGAGAUGGGGGUAGCGAGGGGGAAGGAGGUGGGUGGGAAUGGUGAUGGUGUGUUUGAGGGGCGCGAGCAGCGGCAGUGGCGGUUCUGGUGGGAGGAGGCGGCGGUGGACGCCACGCGCUGUGGGCUGCUCGUGCUCGCCUUCCCUGCCCUCCGCCACGCACACCUGGGGGGGGAUGCAGGCGAGCAGGGGCGAGAUGGAGAGGGAGGGGGAGUGGAGGACGUGGAGCAGGAGAGCGAGGGGGUGAGUGAGUGGAUGGGGCACGGGGGCACGCGCAUGUGCAUGUGCAGUGCGAGCUGCAGGGGAGGCCAGGGUGACCCUUGUGUGCGGCAGCAGGCUGGGAAGGGCCACCCCCUGCGCGGGUCAGCAGCAGCUCAGGACGUGGCGGUGCAGCAGGCCGCCUACGACCCCGCCUUCCUGCUCCCCUUCACCCUGCACGCCCUCUCCCGCCGCCUCCUCUCCCCCCGCAUGGCUGCCCGCUCCGGCCUCGUGGCGGCUGCCAUUGCCAGCCUGGCGUCGGCGCAGCACAGCAUGCGGCGCCUGGGCUACGCCACCCUCGCACUCUUCGCCGCUCUGCUCGAGGAGCAGGAGGAGGGGUGGAGGGAGCAGCACGCCGUGCAGCACGUGGUGCGCUGUGUGCGGGCCACCGUCACCACCACGUGGCAGCGCCUGCCGCGCCUCUCUGUGCUCUUCAUGGCGGAAAUGCUCCAAGUCAUGCACCUGGGGGGAGCCUCUCCUCUCUUUCCUCUCCUCUCCCAAUCGCUUCUCUCCCAACCAUCCUUCAACCCCACGACCGUGCCAUUGCUGCUGCCGUGCCUCAUGAGCGGCUCGCCCCACCACCGCGCCCAGCGCACGUGGCUGCUGCACCUCCUGGCCGCCCUCGCCCUCCCACCCUUCCAUGCCUCCUCUGCAGCCUCCGCCCCUUUGAUACUUCCCCUUGCCCCACAACCGGCUGCUGGAGGGGAAGGGCAAGAGAUGGGUGGUGGCAGGGGGGACGGUGACAAGGUCGGCAAUGGGGAUGGGGGCAGUGGCAACGCAGACGAAGGACACGAGGCUGGCAGUUUUGAGGGGGAUGCUGUUCUGCGGCGCCGCUUUGUUGUGGAGCUUCUGGGAAGUUUCUUCGCGUGUGGGGUGAGCGAUGUGUUCACCUGCAAGCUGAUUCUGCAGGUGCUGCGGCGCGUGUGCUGCCUGCCGUCGUACGCGGGCCACCUGGUGCGGCAAGGCGGGCUGCUGCUGUGGCUCACAGCCGUUGUGCUCUCUGCCUCGCACAGCCUCCACCGUGCCCACGCCCACACCGCCCACCUCGCUCUCCUGCUGCCUACCACUCCACGCGCACUGCAGCUCGCUGGAUCCCCUGCAGCCACAGCAGGAGCACCUGCUGCAGGGCGGGCAGAGGGGAGGCAGUCAGAAGUUGAUGUUCUAGCGCUCGCGGUGGAGGUGCUGCAUGGGCUGCUCUCAUGCCCAUGCAUGCAUGCAGCACUGCUCUCACAUGCCACCUCAACUUCCCAUCACCUCCUCCUCCUCACCUGUGCAUUGGAACGUGCGUUACACACAGUGUCUCACAGCACCCAGCCCCUCUCGCCCUCUUCCCUUGGGCUCGCAAGGCUCACCCAUGCUGCCCUGGUGCAGCUGAUUGCGGUGUUGCCAGAAUUCAGAAAGCACUUAGGGAAAUAG